This is a messenger RNA of Coregonus sp. 'balchen', 8236 nucleotides long. The record is from the annotation of a GenBank genome assembly. Lineage: Eukaryota; Metazoa; Chordata; Actinopteri; Salmoniformes; Salmonidae.
AUGGCGGCACACUUUGACACAGAGUACCAGCGCCUAGAGGCCUCAUACAGUGACUCUCCACCAGGAGAGGACAACCUACUGGUGCACGUACCUGACGGAAACAAGUGUAAAGUUCUUAUGUAGAUCUACAGACACACACACACAUACACACACACACACACACACACACACACACACACUAACCUGUUUUUGUUGUUGACUGUUCUCUGCAGCCCCGUGGCACCACAUAGAGAACCUGGACCUGUUCUUCCAGAGGAUAUCCUUUUACCCCUCUGUGUCUCUGUACUCCUGGACUAUUCACUACUACAACUACCCCAGGGGUUAUUUUAAGACAGGGAUGGUCAACACCUUCCGGGAGAAGAGUAGAACCAGGUGUGUAAGAGCAGGGCUAGAACAAAAGCAUGCACGCCUAGUAGCUCUCCAGGAGGAGGAAUGUUGAGCUUGUGACCUGAGUUAAUACUAUCGACCACUAGACUUUCAUUAUGAGAGGACACAUGCUACUUUUACGUCCUAAUCUGAUCCUUGACCCCUGAUCCCUGACACGUCUAUAACCUGCACCAGAAGAAUGGCUUCACCUGUAUGCUGCUGGGAGAGGUCUUUGAGCUGGUGUAAGUACACAGUGUGUGUGUGUGUGUGUGUGUGUCUGUCUGUGUCUUCUAUGUGGUCCAUGUCGGUGUCCUGAGGGGUCGUUUUCAACUUUCCUCUCUCUCUCCUCUUUCCUCCUUCCCCCUUUCUCCCCCUCUGUAGCCAGUUGCUGUUUGUGGUAGGGUUCACGGUCUUCUUGGCUAAUUGUGUGGACUAUGACAUUCUGUUCGCUAACAAGUUUGUCAACCACACCGACUCCUCCAAAGUUACGCUGCCUGACGCCUUCCUGCCUGUGGACAUCUGCAGCGCAAGGUAAGGCUCUAAACACUUCAUAAAUGCUUUAUAAAUGCAUUAUAAACACGUCUUUAGCGCUCAGACUAGUAAGGAAUGCUGGAAAAUGUCCUUCCUGCUUUUUGUUUUCCCACCAGUAUCCGUGAUAAUCCUGCUUGUUGUUUUCCCGCCAGUAUCCGUGACAACCUGCUUGUUGUUUUCCCGCCAGUAUCUGUGACAAGCUGUUUGGUGUUUUCCUGCCAGUAUCCAUGACAACCUGCUUGUUGUUUUCCCGUCAGUAUCCGUGACAACGUGGCAGUGAUGUUUGUAUUGAUGAUAUCUGGAGUGUUCUGGCUGCAUCGCCUCAUCAAGUUCAUCUACAACGUCUGCUGCUACUGGGAGAUACGCUCCUUCUACACCAACGCACUCAAGAUGAGCAUGGUGAGUGUGUGUAUGUGUGCCUGUCUGUGGGUCUUCAACCUACUGCUUUAACUACUGAUCUCCACCCCUCCUCUCUUCUCCCCUUCUCCUCUCUCUCCCCCUCUCCUCCUCCCCCUCUCCUCCUCAUCUCCCCCCUCCUCCCCUCAUUCUCCACCUUCUCCUCCCCCCUCUCUAGGCAGAGCUGCCAUACUUCACAUGGCAGGAGGUUCAGGCCCGGAUCGUUGAGAUCCAGAAGGAACACCAGAUCUGUAUCCACAAGAAAGAACUCACAGAACUGGACAUAUACCACCGUAUCCUGCGCUUCAAAAACUACAUGGUGUGUGUGUCUGUGUGUGUGUGUGUGUCUGUGCACUCACAUGUGUUUGUGCUCGUGUCAACUUCUUUACCAUUCCUCGCUUGUGCCCCUGCUGCUGAACAACAUGUCAAUCAAAAACAACACCACCUAAACCGCCUUCUUCGUCUUCCUCCAGGUUGCCAUGGUGAAUAAGUCCCUCCUUCCCGUGCGUUUCCGCCCGCCGCUGCUCGGGGAGAGUGUGUUUUACACCCGCGGCCUCAAGUACAACUUUGAACUCAUCUUCUUCUGGGGGCCAGGUUGGUGUGUGUAAUGUGUGUUUUGGGGUUUGUGCUUGGUACACUUUAUUUGGUACACUUUUCACCUCUCUCUCUCUGUCUCUCUCUGUCUCUCUCUGUCUCUCACCCCCCCUUCCCAGGCUCUCUGUUUGAGAGUGAGUGGAGUUUGAAGCCGCAGUAUAAGAGAGGUGGUAACAGGCUGGAGCUGGCAGACAAACUGGCAUCACGUAUACUGUGGAUCGGCAUCGCCAACCUCUUACUCUGUCCUGUCAUACUGGUCUGGCAAAUACUGUAUGCCUUCUUCAGCUAUACAGAGGUAGAUACACACACACACACACACACCGCUGUGCUCCGUUAUGGAGGUGUAGCAGAUACUGUAAAGCUAAUUUAUUGUGUGUGUGCGUGCGUGUAGGUGAUAAAGCGUGAGCCAGGCAGUUUGGGAGCGAGGUGUUGGUCUCUGUAUGGUCGAUGUUACCUUCGCCACUUCAAUGAGCUGGACCACGAACUGAUGUCACGGCUCAGCAAGGGCUACAAAGUAGGAAUGAACACACACACACACACCACACACACACACACACAUAUAGAAGGUGUGUAAGGUAAGUAUUGUGAUAUUGAUGAACUGAUUCUUGUCUCUGUUGCUGUCAGUGGUGGCUAAAAUGUCAGAUUUUCUUCACUUCAGUGCGUGGUGUUUCCCUCCCGCAGGCGUCCUCUAAGUAUAUGAACUGCUUCCUGUCCCCGUUGCUGACGGUGGUGGCUAAGAACGUGGCGUUUUUUGCUGGCUCCCUAUUGGCUGUCCUCAUUGCUCUGACCAUCUACGACGAAGACGUCCUCGCCGUGGAACACGUCCUGUCAUCCAUCACCCUGCUGGGAGUGUGUAUCACUGUCUGCAGGUGUGUGUGUUUGUGUCUGUCUGUGUACGAAGUUAUAUGAAGGGUUUAGUGCAUUCUUUCAUAUUCUCCCUCCCUCCCUCCCUCCUCAGGUCUUUUAUCCCAGAUAAACACCUGGUGUACUGUCCAGAGCAGCUGCUCAGGGUGAUCCUGGCUCACAUCCACUAUAUGCCAGAUCACUGGCAGGGCAACGCCCACCGUUAUGAGACACGAGACCAGUUCUCACAGCUCUUCCAGUACAAGGCUGUGAGUAGCACUAUAGUCAUAACCUUUGCCACCCUUUAUAAAGCAUGAUCAUUUCGGAAGCACAUAGCAUAUUCUUCUCUACCUGUCCAGAGCCUGUAUUCACAAAGCGUCUCAGAUUAGAAGGGCUGGUCUAGGAUCAGUGUACCCUCUAAGGUCGUAAUGAAGAAGAUUACAUGUACAGGGGGGACCUGAUCCUAGAUCAGCGUUGAGGUGUUUAACCCUUUAACUCAGGUGUUUAAACCUUUCCUCUGCCUGUCCAGGUGUUUAUCCUAGAGGAGCUGAUCAGCCCCCUGGUGACUCCCUUCAUCCUGAUCUUCAGUCUGAGGAGGAAGUCGCUGGAGAUCAUUGACUUCUUCAGGAACUUCACCGUGGAGGUGGUGGGGGUGGGAGACACCUGCUCCUUCGCUCAGAUGGACAUCAGACAGCACGGACACCCCGCGGUGAGACAUAUACACACACACAACUCAUACGUACACACACACAGAUGGGCAAUGCAUAAAUAGUGACUCUCUAUUUCUCUCUCUCUCUUUCCCUCUCUCCCUCUCUCUCUCCCUUUCCCCUCCCUAACUCCUCCCUUCUCUCCUUUCUCUUACGUCCUCCUCCCCCUCUCCCUCCCUCCAGUGGAUGUCUGAGGGGAAGACAGAGGCAUCUAUUUACCAACAGGCGGAGGAUGGGAAGACUGAGCUGUCCCUGAUGCAUUUUGCCAUCACCAACCCCCAGUGGCAGCCCCCUACCGAGACCACUCACUUCAUCAGCCAGCUGAAAGAGAGAGUACAGAGAGAGGCUACGGGAGACACACACACUCUCACCUCACUGUCCGAGUCAGAGGUAUGGAGACAGACAGACAUGCCAAUACAUACAUUGACACUUCAAUUUUGGAUCUCAAGUUUCACAUUGUAUACAUUUCUCAGUUUUUUGUUUACACUGAUGUUAAAGGUAAAAAUCAAAUUCUCUGUCUCUCUGUGUGUGUCUCUCUCUCUCUCUCUCUCUCUCGCUCUCUCAGCCAAGGAGUCUGAUAGCUAACUUCCUGGCAGGUCCCCCCUCAUUGGCCUCUCUUAAUCUGGGGCGAGACGGCGCCUUGACCAAUCACGGGCCGGACGGUGUUAGCGACGGGGCGUCAGCCUUGCGCUCCCUCUCAGUCAGCAGCAUGAGGGGCAGCUGUAGCUCCGCCCAUAGGUCGGCCGGACACGCCUCUUCUGCAAGCAGAGCCAUGGUAGGAUCAAGGUAAAGCCCACACUCCUCCCACGACCAAUCAACGAAUCAAUCAAGCAAUCUAUCAAUCAACUAACAGUCAAUCAACAAACUCUCUCUCCCCCCCCCCUCAGUACUGACGCUCGUACUGCUAGUUCAGGCAGUAGUGCGUGGGAAGGUCAGCUGACUAGUCUCGUCCUAUCAGAAUACGCCUCCACGGAGAUGAGCAUCCACGCACUCUAUAUACAUGAGGUCUGUCUGUCUGUGUCGGGAUGGUUUUAAAAAUGUUGCAAUAAAGAGCAUCAAAAGUAAAUGCAUCUCUCCCACUUCCUCUCUCCCCUCCUUCUCCCCUCUCUCUCCCACUUCCUCUCUCCCACUUCCUCUCUCCCCCUCUCCCUCCCUCUAUCUAGCUCCAUAAGCAGCAGUCUGGAGGGGCGUUGUCCCGGCACACCUGGCACAGGCAGGACAGUGACGACAGUAGUGACAGUGUCACAGAGGAGGGGGGUUCAGGGGGAGGGAACCCUAACCCCCGAAACCCCAUCCCCCGCUCACACACCUUCCCUAUCUCUACCCCUAUCUCCACCCCUGGCCCUAUCACCAGCUCUAACUCGGGCCCUAACCCUGACCGAGGUACCACCCCGGGGCAGGAAGAGGCACCACUCCAGAGCAAUAGCCAGCGUCGCUACGGGGGAACCACAGGUAACCAUGACAAAUGUGUCUCAAAUGACACUCUCAUUCAAUGAUAUUGAAGAUGACAUAUUGAUCAUACUGAUAUCUCUCUGUGUGUGUGUCGCUCCUCCAGACUCUGUGGGCCCGGGGGGCAGAGUGGUGAGGUCGGCGCGUGUGCCCAUGGGGGGUUGGGCAGAGGAGGGACGGGGAGGCCGACACCCAGACACUGUACCUGAGGAGGGCUCAGAGGACGACAUGCCUCCCAACAUACACAAGGUAUUUACACACACGCGCACACAAACAAAGAUCUUGCGUCUGUGUAUGAGGUUCCAUCUCAGUGUUUCCCUCUCUCCUCAGGUGACGUAAAUGACCAGAGAGAUCCCACCUACCCCCCACAAACACAUCAAACAUCCUCAUCCUCCCAGAAAAGAACUUCCUACUCACCUGUGACCUUUCACCAUGGCUUUACCUUUGACCCCAGAUGGACAGACAUGUGGGAUAGCAGCAUGCCGUGUUAUUCGCUCUGGGCUAGAGAAAAACAAUUGAGUAACAGUGUGAAGAUUACAAUGACUUCUUCUUGACACCCUCUGUGGAUGACACCGCCAAUCAAGUGACGGUGGUUGACGACUUCAUCAUAACUGACAGCAUGGAACCCAUAGCAUAUUUAUCGGCUUCCAUAGUUGCCUCCUAUACACUAAUCUAAGGUCAGCUUGAUGUUUUCUCUCCAUAAUGGUUAAGGUUAGGAUUUAGGGAGGGUAAGCUGAUCAUAGAUCUGUGCCUAAGGGCAACUUCUAGCCAGAGAGCACCUUUUUAAAGAUAAGAUUUAGUAAUGACAAGUUUGUCAUUAUUUUUAAUUCUUUGUUUUUUUCUCUUUGGGUUGCUUAUAUUUAUUGCAUUUUCAGAGAGAAAUUGUGUUCUCAUAUAUAUAUAUAUAUAUAGGAGUCUUCCAUCAAAGUAUGACUCUGCACUGGCACUAGGAAUCAUUUUGGGAUUGGGUGAUGGUGUUGUACAAAGACCUCAUAGACGUGAAGCAGGCACUAAACCGAUAUACAGCAUGUGCAUAGACAUACUGGUAUAAUUCAAAUCAGGACGUUGGACUAUUCUAAGUAUAUCAUUGAGGUGUAUAUAGUUAAUAAAUGGAGAUAUGCACAUACAAUAAACACAUCAUAGUUAUUGUUUUUGUGUCAUACAAACACUCUUUUAAAUUAAAGAAAGCAAACUAACCAGGCUGAUUGGAACGGGUAACUUCAGCCUCUUCAGUGCCAUAUUUAAGCACUUAAAGGGGCAAUCCGCAGUUGAAAUGAUAACAAAAUCUCCCCCACCACUGUUUCAGUAAAAGGUUGAAGGAUGGGGCUGGAGAAAUGUAACCACACUCAAAUUCAAAGACAGAGCUGUGGAUGCAAGGACUGACCAUCCAUCCAUUUUUAACCAUGUUUUGAGGCUAUACAGUGUUUGUUUACAUUUACUUUGUUUUGUACUUUGUUCCAAUGUUAGCAAACAUUGGAAAAACAAGUUUAUAUUUUGGCUUCUGAUGGGGUACGACAGUUGAACUAAGCUCAUGGGGCAUUUAUAAGUUAUAGUCUUCAAGAAUCAAUGGGUUUAUAUCCAAAAUGGAUGUAGUAACUGCAGAUUGCCCCUUUAAGCACAACCAUCCCAUAACUAUACAGCAAUCAACCUUCAAUCAACACUAAUAGCUGUAUAGAAUCAUCAGCAUCAGGCAAACUGCAUGUUUUUUCUGCCCAAACUGUCUGGGGAAAAAAAGAGAAUGCACUUUAAUGACUUUUGUUGAAUCCAAAGGAUGUCACUUGUCAGUAUAUUGAUUUUGAUAAUUUCAUAUUUUUAUGACUUUAUUUUAACCAGGGCUUGUGCCACCUUCAGAGAGUUGAGGUUGAGAUGCAUGGUGAUUUACAAGUGUUUGUUUUUGUGGUUCACACUGACUAGCCUGGUCCCAGAUCUGUUUUAAGCGCUGUAUAACCAGCUCCCAUAUGGUUGAUCAUACAGCACAAACAGAUCUGGGACCAGGCUACAGAGGGGACAUAUGCUUCUAAUAGAUACAGUCAAAGAAACUCUACAGCUGGGUAUUCAUUUCUAGAAGGCAAGGUCUGCAGUGCUGCUCGCUAUUGAUUGAUAUAUUAAUGUAAUUGAGUUGCCAGCCAGAGAGUCCAAUCUGAAUCAUACCCUGGAUAAAUAUCAGCUGCAGACCUGGAGGCCUGGAUUUCAAUAAUGUAAAGGGUCUCCUGGGACACAGUGGAAGAAGCCACUGUGGUACAAGUUUAACAAUGAGGUAGUAGGAUUCCUGAGCUGACACAUAUAGCCUAUCUGGUUUUGUUUUUGUUUUUAUAGAUUGUCCUGUAAAUUGCCAUUUUGUACAGUUGUAAAUCAUCAAUAAAAAUGUAUUUAAUACGUUUAUGUCAUUUCAAGUUUUGUUAGUAGUAUGUACAAGAUACACAUGGUAUACACCGUCCAAUUAAACGCUUAGUUGCAGGUUCCUUUUCGACAAUUCAACAAUAUAUUUUAUUAAGAAAUAAUAAAAGAUAAGAAUACGAACAUAAAGUAAAUGGCUCAGUAGAACAUAAUAAAUAUUUUAGCAUAAGUAUAUGGUAACUUGGGGGAAAAUAUCGGAACAAAAUGACAUUGAGCAUUUCACUAUUAAUAUCCUCACAAUAAGCAGGUUUCCACCCAACCUUUUUAUGCUAGUAAAGUACAUAAAUGUACAAAAAUUACAAAAAUGUAGGUGGAAACACUUUUAUGCGCAAAUAUUGAUAUAAUAGCCAUCAUAUCUAAUUGAACUUGGAGCCGUGCGGUGACAUGUUGUGUGGUCCUCCCACUAUGACUCAUCGGAAAAGCACGAAGUUUAUUAGGUUACAGAUGAAAUAAAUUAUGAUGAGCUUCACAGGGUAGUGAAAGUGCAAGGUGAUGAGCUUGGUGCUCCUUUCCAUAACAUUGAGGGUUAUUCUGGUGACAUGAUAAUCGAUGCUUGGCUGCCGUUUGACAAAUAAAAAUGAUCUCGCUCUUUUGUCCAUAAUAAUAAUCUCAUCAUGUAGGCCAGGGUAACUCCAGUCCUCGGGGGCCGGAGUGGUAUCACACUUUUCCCCCAUCCCUAGCAAACACAGCUGAUUAAACUAAUUGAUAUUGAAGAUGACAUAUUCAAUAUCAAUUAGUAGUCAUUCAAUGAUAUUGAAGAUGACAUAUUGAUCAUACUGAUAUCUCUCUGUGUGUGUGUCGCUCCUCCAGACUCUGUGGGCCCGGGGGGCAGAGUGGUGAGGUCGGCGCGUGUGCCCAUGGGGGGUUGGGCAGAGGAGGGACGGGGAGGCCGACACCCAGACACUGUACCUGAGGAGGGCUCAGAGGACGACAUGCCUCCCAACAUACACAAG